Thrips palmi is the source of this 3685-nucleotide messenger RNA. RefSeq names its product mediator of RNA polymerase II transcription subunit 26-like. Gene Ontology annotation, molecular function: transcription coregulator activity. Lineage: Eukaryota; Metazoa; Arthropoda; Insecta; Thysanoptera; Thripidae. Gene Ontology annotation, biological process: regulation of transcription by RNA polymerase II; positive regulation of gene expression. The transcript is spliced from 3 exons. Gene Ontology annotation, cellular component: core mediator complex; mediator complex; nucleus. The coding region runs from base 254 to 1909 and encodes 551 amino acids. The record is from RefSeq and is a predicted model, not a curated record.
GCGGCACUGCGCCUGCGCACUGGCCUUUGGAAUUGUAUCCGGUCUUGGUACAGCCUUGCGUCAUAAAGUUUCCGGCUGGGCUACAUAACCUAGAUUCAUACAAUGCUGCCCAUAUUUUGGGCUUCUUUGGGGGCAAAUUAUAUACUUACGCCUCUCAUUGGUUUUAUUGCACUCGAAUAAAAAUUCCUCUCCUCGUACCAUUCAUUCAAACUCCCAUUCAAUUGUCUGAAAGGAAGCCAAUAGGGUUGUGGACAUGGCAGCAGUUGUCGAGGUCAUCUCCAUCCUGGAAAGGACUCCUAUUACAAAAGAUGCACUGGAGUCAACAAGACUCGGCAAAUUUAUCAAUGAACUUCGCCGGAAGACCAAGAAUGAAAACUUGGCAAAGAGAGCAAAGGAUCUGGUACGCCGUUGGCGUGACAUGAUUGUACCUAAAUCGGAAACAGUACCCCAGGCUGCUGCUCCCGCAGGCCAGCAGUUCAAUGGGGCUAGUGUUCACAGUACAGGUCCUGCAAGUACUGUGGCUAACAGAGUCAUGUCAUCAAGUGGUCAUCUGAGUCCAGGUCUUCCUUUGAGAGGGAACAUCAGUCCUGGUUUGCCUGCUCAUGGUAGACACCUGAUCCGAAGUGCUACUGUGUCUCCGGCCAUGUCCCUACCCUCCAGUGAUCGAAGCAAUACCAGUCCCAGACCAACUUCCCGCUCAUCAACUCCAAGACCGUUCGACCAAAUUUCUACAAAGCCAUCUGUCAGUGCGUCAGUUGUAGAUCCUGUGCCCAAGACUCAUGCCUCAAAUAAGAGAUUACGGAAAGACAACUCUCCGGUUGAUGAUAAACCCUCCAAGAAAGUCAAGAGACCUAAUGGAUUAUCAACUGAACCAUCUUCUCAUGGCAUUGCUAAUUCUCUAGGGAGAACAGACAUUUUAUCCAGCAGGGAUGGUAGUAGAGAUAGUUUCAGUCCUCAUAGUGAUCAUGGAUCAAAUUCUUGUGAAGUGAUAAAAACAGUUGUGCCUUCUGAGCCCAUUGUACAAGACUCAUCAGAACCCAAGAAAAGAGGGAGAAAAAAGGGUUCGAAGAACAAAUCCAAAGGAUUGGAUUCAGUUUCAGAAAUAGGAAGAGAAGAUAUUGUAAAAUCAAAGAUGUCAUCCAUAGGAAGAACACACAGGGUCAAAACUACACAAGAGCUUUUGGCAGAUUUACAGGCUCGAAACACAGGAGUGCCUACUGACAAUGUGAUACCUCCUGUGGCAGAUAAUAAAGCUAGUCUCACAAAUUGUCUUCUUCCUGGUGUAAGAGGUGGUGACAGAGAAAGAGACUUGGAAAUGUCUCGGAAUAAAACUGAGCAUAUUGCCAAGUUCCUUCGCUCACAGUCAGAUCUUGAGCUUUCUAAUCAAGAAUUUCCUAUCAAUAGAGAAAUACAAGAAGAUAUUAAAGACACCCAAGUGUUGUGUCAUGAUGAACCUGAUCCAAGUGAUGAUGUUUCGAUACCCUCUAGACUUUCCAAAGAUGUGAAGUCACCAGCUGGUAGUAAUUCAAGAGAAGCCCCUUCUGCUGAGAGACCAAUUUCUGUUCAAGAAUUACAGACAGAUAGUCGACAAUCGCCUGCACCUCAACCAGUUGGAGGUGAUAGAACAGUUGAAGAGAUUUUAUUAAGGUUACCACCAAUUGAUGCAGAAUCCAUUGAAUGGGAAGGUUCUGAGAGUCCUCCUAAUUCUCCUCCAAUCAAGACUGUGACUGAAGAUGAUGUGUGUAGAUUGCAUAGUGAACACAUAAAUGGUGUAAAUGGAAUAGUGAACCAUAGUAGUCAAGAAAUUAAAAAUGGCGAUAUUGACUUUAGAGAAUGGCAUGAAACGGUUUCAAGAACUUCAUAUCAGGGUGAAAUGUUGCAUAUACUGCCCUAUGUGGUUAUUGAUUAAACGUUGUGUCUUCUAACAGCAUGCAAGAGUUGAGUACCCACUUAGAUUCUCUUCCAUUUGGUUUUUCUUUUAUAUUGUUAGAAGAGAGUUAUUUUUGUUGAAUUUAGGAGCACUUCUGCCAUGGUUUCGAAGUGAAAUGCAGGUCAUUAGUCUUGGAUGUCACCUUGAAAUCUGAACUUUUUUUCCUGUAAUUUUGGUCUGAAAAAUUAAUUCCAUGGGAAAUGAAGACAUUGUCAUUGUAUUACUUAAGAAUAUUGCCAGUAUUGAGACAGCUAGCUGCUAUGAUGAUAAUGGUUGGAUGCAGUGGUUGUUUUGUUGGUUUGAAUGUGCCUUCUUUAUUUCAUCCUGUUUUGCACUUGAGUUAGUUUAAUCACACUGGAGGACAUUAGAUUAAUCUCAACUUGUAUUGAUUUUGUUUUGCAUAAUUUUUUGUUAUUAGAACAACUAGGGAAGCAUUAGUUUCAGAACCAUUUGGGGAGAAUUGUUCUAGAGUGUCCUGUCAUUGAGCUACUGCCCAUACUAAUUUGUAGUAGAACAGUGCGCAGGCUGUAAAAGUGGUGUUAAGGGUGUUUUUGUGAUGAUUGAUGGCUUUGAAGUUCCAAUUAGCGAGAAAAACUCUGCCUACUCAACAAGGUUCUUGCCUGUUUUGUCUGCAAACUGCUGAGUAGGGGAGCUUUUCUCAAGUCUCGGCCAGGCAUAAUAAUGGAAGUAAAUGAAUGACAUUAUUAAAACAGGUGUUAGGUUUUUGUGAAGCAAAUUCAUAUCCUUAAAAUAUAACUAUCCUUUAUUUUCAUUUAGUCAGUUGAAUGAAGUGAUGAUGAGUUUUAUGCCGGCUGGCCGGUAGCUUUCUUGUCUCCCAUUUCCAUGUUUCACGUGCUUACCCUACUUCCAGCAUAUUUCAUGGCUACUGUCUCGAAUCAUGGCUGGCAGCUCAAUUCUUCAUUUUGUCUUGUCACUAAAUUGUAAGAAAAUUGAGGGGUUUCUAUUUCUGAGUCUGGUGUGAGUUGUCCUCCUAAACUCUCCCUAUUUUUGUUUUUUUUCUUUUUUGUUGUUUUUUGUGUUAAAGUUUUAGGUCUAGCCCCCCAGAUCAAACUUUUCUCUUGUGCCUUUAACAUCUUGUGAAAAUAGGAAAAGAACAUCAUCCAGAUAGCUGGAGAUGAGAACUUUUUAUCAAUCUGUGAUAUUUCAACUGAUUUGUCUCGUAUUAAGCCACAAGCUUAUUUCUCUCUGCUACAUCUUUAAGUUGAUGUACAAGACCAAACCCAACUGAAAGGCAUUGAGCUGUUCAGCCUUUGAGUUGCAUUGCCUGUGGCAAAUGUGCCAUUGCAUAUGGUUAGUGUAUAUUGGGAAUCAUUAUUUGUUUAACUUUCACAUUGUCAUUUAUAAAUGCAUGGUACUUCACUUUAUCCUGUCUUGAUGAACCAGUUCUUGCAUUCUUUGUUAAAUUAACUCAACCCUGCUUUAGAUGGCAGCCUUUUGUAUUUUGUUGAAUUCGUGUUGUUACUACAUGUAGCUUUAUUCUUGUCAAAUUGGAAUGAUAAUUUUAUACUCUUUGAUGUUGUAUAUGUCUUUCUAUUUUAUUAUCCUGAACCCAAUUGGCUUUUCACAGAUAUCAGCAGCAUUUUUCUGAAAGUGUAACUGCUUAACUGGUGGCACUGCAUCAAUACAGAGAGUAAUAGCUUCAACAAUAAUUCCAGCUUACAUAAAGUGAUCAUUAUGUUUGUGCUGAUCUUUGUUCAUUCAUUGAUAAAGUGGAUGUAUUUUUCUGCCAAGUAA